Messenger RNA from Sipha flava (yellow sugarcane aphid), 1146 nucleotides. RefSeq lists its product as uncharacterized. The record is from RefSeq and is a predicted model, not a curated record. The coding region runs from base 1 to 1146 and encodes 381 amino acids. Lineage: Eukaryota; Metazoa; Arthropoda; Insecta; Hemiptera; Aphididae. The transcript is spliced from 6 exons.
AUGCAUAUGCAUGCAGUUGCAUACAAUAAUGUAUGCUCAAUAGAGACAAUCCGUAAUAAUCGACGAUUAUUGUUUUUCAUGAUGAGUAAUAAUAGCGUUCGGUCUGUUACCUGUGUAGAAGAAGAUAAUAUAUGUAUGAACAACGUAGAAGAAUUGCAAUUGAUGAAACCGGAUGCAAUGAUUCCAAAUGAUAAUAAAAUUAUGGCUCAGCUUAUAUUGCAAAUCGAGGUUCAGAAGAAGACUAUUAACCAAUUAUUAUCAACAAUUAGCGAAAUGAAAACUAAUUUUCAAAUGCAAAGUCAGUUGAAGGACAACGAAUUGUCAAAUUUGAGGGGAAAAUAUGAGCAAUUACAAAAUAGAGUAAAAGAAUUUGGAGAUAAUUCAUCGAAAAUUGUUCAACCAAAUUUUUAUCACCAUUAUCAAAAUACAUUGGACAAGUUGACCAAUGAAGUUGAGUCAUUGAAAAAGAAAAACAAAGAGUUUUUGAAUGAAAAAAAUUCUUUGGUAUCAAAAUUAGCAGAAGAGUUUGAACAAUGUCCAAUGGCAUCGUUUGACUAUGGAAACAAAAGCUACAAUAUUAUCAGCAAAUUAACUAAAUCUGAGAAGGCUGAAAAUGUGGAUACGAGAUGCUGUGAUAAGUUCUCCGAUUUAUGUGUAACUGAACUCAAUGAAAAUCUGGAUUUCGUCGGCGUUGUUGAUAACGUUGUCCAAAAAGCAUCUGAUGUUAUCGAAGUCCAACAAACUCCGACAAUCGAAAACCCAAUGAAAAUCUUUGAUUCUAGUAUCAAUGAAAUAUCAUUUAAAAGGACUAUCUCAAAUAACCUCGAAAUAGAAUCGAAUCGUCUAGAUGCGACGAAGAACGAUACGAUUUCUACAGAAGAAAAUUGCUGCAAAAUAUCCGCCAAAUCCACCGGUCAUAGCGACAUAACAAACAUCAUACAACUGGACCAAAUCACAACGUUUAAGAAUACUGUUAACGAUAAAAAAAAAAAACUAAUAGACAAUAAAUUAGAUGCACGCUUAAAAUCUGACCCGAUAUGUGCACUGCAAGAGUUGUGUAUGUCCCGAGAUUGGAGACUACCGGAGUAUAAGUUUUUCGAUGAAGGUGAUAAUAAAACUUUUACUUAUUCGGUAGAGGUCUACUGA